Paracoccidioides brasiliensis Pb18 is the source of this 1536-nucleotide messenger RNA. RefSeq lists its product as uncharacterized. Gene Ontology annotation, molecular function: FAD binding. The record is from RefSeq and is a predicted model, not a curated record. The transcript has a single exon. The coding region runs from base 1 to 1536 and encodes 511 amino acids.
AUGACUCGCCCUCCCGUGCUCAUUGUGGGCAGCGGGCCUUCGGGUCUCGUGCUGGCAUCAUGGUUGAGAAAGCAGAACGUGGAGCUGCGGAUAAUUGACAAAGGAAAAUUCAAAGCCUCCAAUUCACGCGCCAUCGUCAUGCACCCCCGCACGCUCGAAUUAUACCACAAACUAGGCUUAACGGACGCAGUGCUUGCCGGGGGCAAGAAAGCCUUAGCAGCAAACGUCUGGGUGCAAGGGAAACACAGGGCGCGGAUCCCCAUUAGUGAUGUUGGGCGAGGAGUCACUCCUCACCCAUUCGUCUUCAUAUACCCCCAGGACUCGCAUGAAAAGUUGCUGGAGGAGAAGCUGCUAGAGGCUGGUGUCACGGUUGAGCGGAAUACGGAAUUGGUAGAUUUCACCGACCAUGGAGAUUACGUCUCGUACAAUCUCCGUCACAAUGACACCCUGGAAAUGGAAGAGAAUUGCGAAGCACUCUAUAUUGUCGGCUGUGAUGGUGCGUCGUCCACAGUGCGUCGGGGGAUUGACAUCAGUUUCCCCGGCGGGACCUACGAGCAGCUAUUCUACGUCGCGGACAUCGAAGCAAAGGGACCCGUCGUCAAUGGGGAGGUUAACGUCAGUAUCCACUCGUCUGAUUUCUUCCUCGUAUUUGCCUACGACGAAACCUCGCGUGUGCGAGUUGUGGGGAUCGUCAACGACAAACCGGACGUCCCUUCUGAAACACUCACGUUUGAAGAUGUAUCUGGCGCCGCCAUGGACGCGUUGAAGAUCAGGGUAGAAAAUGUGAACUGGUUCUCCACAUAUCGCGUGCACCACCGCGUGGCAAACCACUUUCGCAUUGGUCGGGCUUUCCUUGUCGGUGAUGCUGGACACAUCCACAGCCCGUUGGGCGGGCAAGGAAUGAAUACGGGAAUUGGCGAUGCUAUCAACCUGGCUUGGAAAUUGGCAGCGGUGGUGAAAGGCCAGGCAGAGGAGUCACUGCUCGACAGUUAUGAGGCAGAGCGUAUUCCGUUUGCGCGCACAUUGAUAAAAAGAACCGACCAGGGCUUUUCCAUGUCGACGGCCAAGGGGCGCUUUGCGGAUCUCUUCCGCACGUACCUCCUUCCGUUGAUUCUCCCGAUCGUGCCGCGGAUACCCGGAGCUCUGAAGUAUUUAUUCAAAAUUGUAUCACAAACGCAGAUCACCUACCGCGGAACAGAAUGGGUAGGGGGUGUCGCUGGCUGGGUGCAUGGCGGCGACCGUCUUCCUUAUACGACUGCGAACGGCGUUGACAACUUUGCAACUCUGUCAGCAAUCGCUUGGCAGGUGCACGUCUACGGCAUCCCGAAGGACGGGAUGAUUGAGUGGUGCGAAGAAAAGGAGAUUGUGCUGAAUGUUUUCGACUGGAUGCCAGAGUAUGGAAACCUAGGCUUUGCUCGAGAUGGUGCAUAUCUCAUGCGCCCAGAUAGCUAUGUUGCCUUUGCGAAUUCGUCUGGGCUGCCAGUGGAGUUUGACCAUUUCCUUUCAGCCUCUGCGAUCCACAGCCUGUCAACGUGA